AUGCAGAGCACGGUGCAAAACUUCCGGGAAGGAUUGUGGAAUCCGAGUACGGUAAAUAGCUUACUGCUUGCCGGAACAUUCGCGGACAAUGGUGGGAGAAGCCUGUCGGAGGAAAUAACUCGUGGACAAAAAACCGGUUCCACCGAGCGCGAUGAUAACAACAACGAUGGGAGCGAAGAUGUCGAUGCGGAGGACAGCGAACAGGAUGAAGAUGUACCGGAAACGAGUACCCAUGGCAGUGACCGAACGUUGGAACCCAUGAACAGUUCCGUCGGAUCGUUACGUGCUUUUUGUGACGAACAGAGCGGUACCCAGGAGGUGGACGUUCAAGGCACAGCCCCACCCAGUCCGGAUUCUGCUGUACUGCGCGUAAAGUGGCAACUGGUUCCGCUAGACCAGCACGCAACAUUGGUGGAAUUGGCGCAGGCCAUUGACGUGUGCCGGUCCCUGGUACGCUCGAACGCUUACGGACCGGACACGGAGCAAAGGAAAUGGUUGAUAAGACAUUUGGUGGAGCUGCGGUACCGAUACCGGGAGCUGCUCGAUUACUCGCGCGAUCCGGAGGCGGUGCUGGAAGAGACGGAAGUUAUACUUGGGCAUCAUUUCGUACGCCGGAAACAGUUCCCCUUCCAGCAGCUGCAACACAAACGGAACCUGUACUGCGAUCACUGUUCGGGUGUCAUUUGGAACGUGGUGCAGGCGUCGUACGUUUGCAAUGAUUGUUCCUUUGCCGUGCAUCACAAAUGCUUGCGCAGCGUAAUCCGUAUCUGUGCACACGUUGUAACGACGGAACACAAGCAACCGAUUGAAUGUAUCUGCCCAGAGAUUGGAUUGGCCUUUCAGAAGUACACAUGCGCUGAAUGUGGAACGCAGCUGAGCUACAAUACAUCCACCGCCAUAAACUGUUUCGGUCUGGAGUUUAAAGCAGAGAAACUGAAUUCGAUUCAACCGCGGUUGUGUGAUUACACCGGCCUGUACUACUGUCCAUCCUGCCACUGGAACGAUACCAGCAUAAUUCCCGCACGGGUCACCAACAACUGGGACUUUGUGCCGCGCAAAGUUUGUCGUGCGUCACGGCAGCAGAUCAAUCUACUGCUACACAAACCCGUCAUCCGGUUGGAGGAGAAAAAUCCGCGUCUGUUUACCUUUAUUCCACAGUUGGCCGAAGUGAAGCGGGUUCGUGUGCAGCUCGGUGAAAUGAAGCGGUACCUCAUCGCCUGUCGUUUGGCCGAUGAGGUCAAACUUGUGACGAAACAAAUCGGAGAACGGCGUCAUUUGAUGGAAUCGGUCGAGCUGUACAGUGUGGCGGAUCUAGUUGGCGUAGAAGAUGGAACGUUGGUAGGUCAGCUUCGUACGUUGCGCGCCACAUUCGAACAUCACAUAAGAACUUGUUUGAUCUGCUCCGGUAAAGCAUACAUCUGCGAGUUUUGCAACAAUGAUCAGAUUUUGUUUCCGUUCGACGACAACGCCAUCAGCUGUACACGUUGCAGCACCGUCAGCCAUCGGGAAUGUUACCAGCGCAAGAAGAUGAAAUGUGCAAAGUGCACACGGUUACGACGCCGUGCUUUGCAAACUUUGCGCGAACAGCUGGACCUAGAAAACGGGAACUGA
Messenger RNA from Anopheles marshallii, 1611 nucleotides. Its product is annotated as differentially expressed in FDCP 8 homolog. Lineage: Eukaryota; Metazoa; Arthropoda; Insecta; Diptera; Culicidae. The coding region runs from base 1 to 1611 and encodes 536 amino acids. The record is from RefSeq and is a predicted model, not a curated record. The transcript has 5 exons.